Messenger RNA from Nicotiana tabacum (common tobacco), 987 nucleotides. Lineage: Eukaryota; Viridiplantae; Streptophyta; Magnoliopsida; Solanales; Solanaceae. The record is from RefSeq and is a predicted model, not a curated record.
AUGGUGAGGACACGAGUUGCAGUUACUGAUGACGUUACCCCCGGAGCAGGUGUCUCUAGGGGCAGAGGUAGAGGCCGAAGAGGAACACACGCCGCAACUAGAGAAUUUGCUCGAGCAGCAGUUGAGAAGCCGCCAGUAGCUCCGUUUUUCACUUUCUUAUAUCUCUUCACAUUUACUUUUGCUUCCACUGAGGAAGCAACUGCUCUCCUCAAAUGGAAAGCCACUUUCCAAAACCAGAAUAAUACCUUGUUGGCUUCUUGGAAACUAAGUUCUGAUGCAUGCAGGGGCUGGUAUGGAGUUAUAUGCGUCAACGGUAGGGUAAACAAGUUGAAUAUUACAAAUGUUGGUGUCAUUGGCACGCUCUAUGAUUUUCCAUUUUCGUCCCUCCCUUUUCUUGAAUAUGUUGAUAUUAGCAUGAACCAGCUCUCUGGCACUAUCCCACCUGAAAUAGGCAAACUCACUAAUCUUGUCUAUCUUGACUUGUCGACUAAUCAGAUUUCAGGCACAAUCCCGCCACAAAUUGGCGCACUUGUCAAUCUUGUUGAAGCUCGUCUUCAGAAAAACCAAUUAACAGAUCAUAUUCCUCUAGAAAUAGGUAACUUGAUCAAUGCAAAAAAUUUCUAUGCUUUCUCCAAUGAAUUGUCUGGUCCUAUUCCUGCUGAAAUAGGAAAAAUGAAGUCACUUGAGCAUUUAUUGUUAUAUAGAAACAAUCUUUCUGGUCCAAUCCCAAACAGUAUAGGUGAUUUAAUUGAGCUCAAACUUUUGUACCUUUAUGUUAACAAACUUUCUGGCUCCAUUCCUAGUGAGUUGGGAAAUCUGGAAAACCUCAUGGAUCUGGAAUUAUCGCGUAAUCAACUUGCUGGUCCAAUUCCUGCUUCAUUUGGCAAUUUGAGAAACUUGCAAUUUCUGUUUCUUCAUGUUAAUAGACUUUCUGGCUCCAUUCCUGCAGAAAUAGGGAAAAUGAAGUCACUUGAGCAUUUAAUCUAA